AUGGCGCAUUUCAAUCUCUUCCAGAUGCUGUUCGUGGCUCUGAUGUUGCUGUCCGCUGUCUUUGCGGUCGAGCAGUCAGCUGUCGUGGACAAGAUUGUCCCCCGUGAGUCCAACCAGGACACCCAGAAUGGCAACACCGUGGACCCUCUUCACGAUGCUCUGCAUGCCCUGUCCGCCAGAUUCAAGCAUGGAAUCUUUCCCACUGACAAUGAGGCCGCUGAGGCCCUUCAAGAGGAGGAUGAGAAGAUUGCUAGCGUCUUGAAGCUCAUCAGACGUGAGAGCAAUGCUACGACCUCAGUCGUAUCCUCUGCUGCUCCCACCAGUGCCGUGGCUAGCGAGUCUUCCACUGAAUCGUCCACUGAGCCUACCUCUUCCGCCGAGCCUACAGAGUCCACCACGGCUGUCCCAACCUCCACUACGCAGCCCUCCACCGAUGUGUCGACCUCUAGCACCGUGGCUCCAAGUACCUCGGAGCCCUCCACCACUUCGGUCCCUCAGACUACGACCACUGCGGCGACGACCACUUCUCAAGUCACCUCUGCUCCUACUACUUCAACUCAAAGUACCACCUCCAGCACCAGCACUACUACUACUUCUGCUCAGUCGACUUUCACCACUACCGCCACCACCUCGACCACCUCGACCACCUCUUCCGCGUCGUCCACCACAGAGCACCACACCACGAGCUCGGAAAGUCUUUCUACCUCGACUUUCGAGAGCACUUCCACCCUGCCCAACGGCAGCCUGACCACGCUCACAUCCGUGGAUGUGAUUCACGUCCGGCCUACCGGAGCCUCGGGCAACAGCGGUACGACUGGCAAGCCAGGACUUCAGACCAAUGGUGUUGCCCAGCCCACUGCCCUGGCCAAGGAGGUAGUGGCAAUGGUCGGCGGUGCCGUAGUCGUCGCCAUGGCUCUCUAA
This is a messenger RNA of Penicillium chermesinum, 921 nucleotides long. RefSeq names its product putative GPI anchored cell wall protein (Dan4). The transcript has a single exon. Lineage: Eukaryota; Fungi; Ascomycota; Eurotiomycetes; Eurotiales; Aspergillaceae. The record is from RefSeq and is a predicted model, not a curated record. The coding region runs from base 1 to 921 and encodes 306 amino acids.